CAGCAAUCACAAUCAGCAUUGACCGAGUAAUAGUGACCGAAGGUAGACGUGUGUGAACAUUACUUAUAAUAUGAUAUCGAUGAAUGUGUGCGUUUUAGUGUUGGUUAUCGUGAUCGGUAUUAGUGCUUACCAGCCGCAAACGCCGCUUAUAAAGAAUGUAUUUCGCGAUGGAACUCAUCUCGAAGGUCCACAUUUCGCUAAAGAUGAAAGUGCUCUGUAUUGGGUGGACAUAACGGAGCAGAAAGCUUACAGACUUGACAUAGACACGGGCAAUAUUACCAGCAGGUAUAUAGAAUAUGGUCCAGUGAGUUUGAUUGUAAGGGUGAAGGAUUACCCAGGGCUAGUAGUGGUGUCAGCUAGAUCGGAACUGUAUUUCCUGGCAUGGGACGCGCCCGGGGGUGACAAAGCUUUGAGGCAGCUAACUGCCGUGGACGUAGGCUUGCCUGACAAUAGAGUGAAUGAUGGCAAGGUGGACGCUUCAGGAAGACUUUGGUUUGGAACAAUGGGCAAUGAAGUGAAUGGAGAGAUAGAUAAGGACCAAGGCACACUGUAUUCCAUAACGCAGUACAACUUCAUGCAUCCCGAGGAGAAAGUCCGUCCUGUCUCUAUAUCUAACGGAAUAGCGUGGACAUCUGACAACAAAUUCAUGUUCUACAUUGAUUCGCCCACUAGAAACAUUGAUGUGUUCGAUUUCGAUCUCGUAUCUGGAACUAUACGCAAUAGGAGAGUACUAUUUAGUUUCCAAGCCAAUAAUGUGACAGGAGUGCCAGAUGGGAUGACCAUUGAUAGAGACGGAAACUUGUGGGUUGCAUGCUAUGAUGGAGGAAAGAUAAUCAAAGUAGACCCAAGGGCCGGCAAACUAAUGGAACACCACAGAAUACCUGCCAGCAAGGUCACAUCGUUAACUUGGGGUGGAUAUGAUUACUCCACUCUAUAUGUAACAACUAGUAAACGUGGUUUGAACCCACUACAGAAGACUCAGGAACCAGAGGCUGGUUCAUUAUUUGCGAUAGAAUUCACAGGCUCUAGAGGUAACCCUGAGAAUCAGCUAGCAUUUGCUAAUGCUGACAAAUAUUAAAAACAAAAAACAAUAACACAGCAAUAGGUAGCAGCAAAGCCUUCUUAUGGGUAUCAAACAGGACAAUAGCCAUCUAUACUACAGCCUUUCUUUAUGAGUCUGCAUACUGGUCUUCAAAACAUGAGUACUGUUUACCAACAAAGAAAUUAGAAAUGAAGGUGGAAAACACAUGUCAUAUCAUAACUUAUUCAUUUUUAAUUAUGUAUGGUUUGUUCAUAAAACGUUAUAUAAAAUAUAUUAAACAUAUCUAAUUGUUCUAAGCUUAUUAAUGAAAGGUAUUUUCAUUAAUUUAAGAACAAGUUAAUUAUAAUUAUUGUUAGGUGUGAAAUGAAUAGUGAUUUAUACCCUCAUUUUAAAUUUGUUUGUUGGUUGUUGUUUCUUCUAUUGAGACCUCGUGCAACAAAUAGAUUAAGAAAAUAAAUAUUCAAUAAUACAACACUCUUUAUCAUGUCAUUAACCCUGUAGCAGUAUAGCAGGAUUUGAUUUUGAGACAAAGAUAGAAAUAUGCAGAGCAAAACAUCAUUAUGUAUAUAUCAUUAUCUACUAACCAAGCCCCAUAAAUCAAAGUCUACAAUGUGUUCCUAAAAAACAAAAAUCAUGAUAGAUUUAGGAAAGAUAAGUCUUAAAUACUGUACUAUUGUUUUAUAUUAUUGAGAAAUAUGUGAGAUUAAAAUAUGCUAAUUU
This is a messenger RNA of Bicyclus anynana (squinting bush brown), 1762 nucleotides long. Its product is annotated as regucalcin. The coding region runs from base 71 to 1078 and encodes 335 amino acids. Lineage: Eukaryota; Metazoa; Arthropoda; Insecta; Lepidoptera; Nymphalidae. Gene Ontology annotation, molecular function: calcium ion binding; gluconolactonase activity; enzyme regulator activity. Gene Ontology annotation, biological process: L-ascorbic acid biosynthetic process. The transcript is spliced from 6 exons. The record is from RefSeq and is a predicted model, not a curated record.